This is a messenger RNA of Lentinula edodes (shiitake mushroom), 1389 nucleotides long. RefSeq lists its product as uncharacterized. The coding region runs from base 1 to 1389 and encodes 462 amino acids. NCBI's taxonomy places the organism in Eukaryota, Fungi, Basidiomycota, Agaricomycetes, Agaricales, Omphalotaceae. The record is from RefSeq and is a predicted model, not a curated record. The transcript is spliced from 8 exons.
AUGCCAAGCAGCACUUCAUCAUCAAUACCAUGGCCUUCAACCAAGCCGACGCCUUCACAUUCGUCUAUGCCCCGCUUACACCACCUUGGCUGGAUCGAAUAUGCUCUUCCUGACUCUACGAUAUAUUAUUCUCAUCCAACUCUUCGCGUUACGACUGACAUUGACCUUCGGAGUAUAACAAAGUUGGAUGCUGUCACGGCGUAUCUGGAACAUCGUAGGCUGCAUGAUGGCGCUGGGACUCCUCCCGGAUUUGAACUGUGGUUGAGAGAAGGUCUAGGAAAGACAAAGGAAUUUGUUCCUGUAAGAUACUGGGUAGAUCAUAAGAAACGAUUGGUGACGACCGACCCUAUAUGGGAUGCUCAAGGCGACGGGAGUGCCAGGAGACAUCCAACAGGCAAGGCAGUUGAUGAUUCUCUGGACAUGGAAUAUCGGUAUUGGGCAUUUAUGGAAGACCACCCAGCGCAUGUCACACUCCCACAUAAUGCUCGAACUGAUGCCAUGGAUAUCUUAACGUGGUGUUGGACUGACCGUUUACUACCUUCGCAAAGAGAUCUCUCUCCGCCCUUCAAUCAAGCCGAGUGCCAGGAGCUGAACAAUAUUUUGCGCUCUUUCGGAGAUUCCAACGGUGAUUCAGGGAUUCAAGCCGUGCUUCACACUCGAUUAGUCUCUCGUGUUUUAAUGCGUGUAGCCCGAUGGCGUCAAACAAACUUCCGACCCAAUAAAGCGCUGCCGCAAGACAUCGGCAAUAGAGGAAGAGCAGAUCGUCCUCGCCAGUCAGGAUUUCAGCGCAGUAUUCUGGAUAUCGUGGUCUUCAUUGUAUUCCUUGGUGUUCCGUCCCUAUUUCUCCCUCAAUCGAAUACGUCGUCAUUCUAUCGCCUGGAUGAAGAAAGUGGUCUUUUUGGCCCACGUAGUGCCGGUCCUAUAUUCUUGCUUGGUGGUUGUGCUUGCCUUGUGGCUGCAAUCAUCUUGAGUGCAUCAGUGACUUUCCUUUCUUUGCCAGGGCUGGACAACGCCGCGCGCAUUCCAGGACUCGUCGCGGUUAUACUUGCUACUUUCUCCAUAGUUUUCAGCGUGAUCGCUCUUUUUCGCUACAAAACUGAUAUGGAGUGCUUUUCGUCGAAUGUAGAACCGUGGAUUCGUUUUGGCGGUGAAGGUCUCACGUUACAUUCGAGACGCAUCGUGAUUCUAUCUCUGCCUCUUACUCUUUUAGCAUACUCUAUUAUCAGCUUCGUUGUUGGAAUCGUGCUUUAUUCGUUUUUCGGAGUAUUGGAAUCACCAGUGAAUAUACUCCAGAAACAUUUUGAGGAAUAUACUCGUUGGACAGUUGUCGGAGUUGUUGGAGCGUUGACUGGGAUCUUGUUUACCUCUAUUCUUUUCUUACGCAAGUAA